Molecule: messenger RNA, 3012 nt
Organism: Rangifer tarandus platyrhynchus (Svalbard reindeer)
Lineage: Eukaryota; Metazoa; Chordata; Mammalia; Artiodactyla; Cervidae
Source: the annotation of a GenBank genome assembly
AUGGCUUUCACGAAUUAUAGCAGUCUGAAUCGAGCUCAGCUAAACUUUGAAUGCCUACAUACAAAUUCAACCACUCAUGAAUCCUUGUUUGGUGCUCUUGCUGAACUAGUUGAUAAUGCAAGAGAUGCUGAUGCCACGAGAAUUGAUAUUUAUGCAGAAAGGCGAGAGGACCUUCGAGGAGGAUUUAUGCUUUGUUUUUUGGAUGAUGGAGCAGGAAUGGAUCCAAGUGAUGCUGCCAGCGUGAUCCAGUUUGGGAAGUCGGCCAAGCGAACACCUGAGUCCACCCAGAUUGGGCAGUACGGGAAUAAGUUAAAGUCGGGCUCGAUGCGCAUCGGGAAGGAUUUUAUCCUCUUCACCAAGAAGGAAGACACCAUGACCUGCCUCUUCCUGUCACGCACCUUUCAUGAGGAGGAGGGCAUUGAUGAGGUGAUAGUCCCAUUGCCCAAUUGGAAUGCUCGAAACCGGGAACCUGUCACAGAUAACGUGGAGAAGUUUGCCAUUGAGACAGAACUCAUCUACAAAUAUUCUCCCUUCCGCAAUGAAGAGGAGGUGAUGGCUCAGUUCAUGAAGAUUCCUGGGGACAGUGGAACGCUGGUAAUCAUCUUCAACCUCAAACUCAUGGAUAACGGAGAGCCAGAGCUGGACUUAAUCUCAAAUCCAAGGGAUAUCCAGAUGGCAGAGACUUCCCCGGAGGGCACCAAGCCAGAGCGCCGCUCCUUCCGUGCCUACGCUGCCCUGCUCUACAUUGAUCCCCGGAUGCAGAUCUUCAUCCAUGGGCACAAGGUGCAGACCAAGAGGUUCUCCUGCUGCCUGUACAAGCCCAGGAUGUACAAGUACACAUCAAGCAGGUUCAAGACCCGCACGGAGCAGGAGGUGAAGAAGGCUGAGCACGUGGUGAGGAUUGCUGAAAAGAAGGCCCGGGAGGCAGAAAGCAAAGCUCGGACGUUGGAAGUGCGCCUGGGCGAAGAUCUCACACGGGACUCCACGGUGAUGUUGCGACAGGUCCAGAACACAGCCAUUACUCUGCGCAGGGAAGCCGACGUCAAGAAGCAGAUCAAGAAGGCUAAGCAGCGAGCAGUUAAAGAACCUAAGGAACUGAACUUUGUUUUCGGGGUCAACAUCGAACACCGGGACCUGGAUAGAAUGUUCAUCUACAACUGUAGCCGCCUGAUCAAGAUGGCGUGUGGUGGGGUUGUUGGGGUCGUCGAUGUGCCCUACCUGGUCCUGGAGCCCACACACAACAAGCAGGACUUUGCAGACGCCAGGGAGUACCAGCACCUGCUGCGGGCCAUGGGGGAGCACCUGGCACAGUACUGGAAGGACAUUGCCAUUGCCCAGCGGGGAAUCAUCAAGUUCUGGAAUGAGUUUGGCUACCUCUCUGCCAACUGGAACCAGCCCCCAUCCAGUGAGCUGCGCUGCAAGCGGCGGCGAUCCAUGGAGAUCCCAACCACCACCCAGUGUGAUCUGUGUCUGAAGUGUUGGACACUUCCCUUUCAGCUGAAUUCUGUGGAGAGGGAUUACCCUGACACUUGGGUUUGCUCCAUGAACCCUGAUCCUGAGCAGGACCGGUGCGAGGCCUCUGAGCAGAAGCAGAAGCUCCCCCUGGGGGCUCUGAGAAAGGACCCGAAGACGCAGGAGGAGCGGCAGAAGCAGCUGAUGCAGAAAAUGCGCCAGCAGCAGGAGAAGCUGGAGGCCCUGCAAAAAACCACACCCAUUCGCUCCCAGGCUGACCUGAAGAAACUGCCCUUGGAAGUGACCACCAGACCUUCCUCUGAGGAACCUGCACAUAGACCUCAGUGUCCUCGGUUGCCUCCUUUACCUGCUGUGAUUAAGAAUGCCCCGAGCAGACCCCCUUCCCUUCAAGCUCCCAGGCGAGCCAGCUGGCCAGAAAGGCUCCUGUCAUCACCUCCCGAGGCACCCCGGAAGCCUGCCAACACUCUGGUCAGGCCUGCGUCCCGGCCCAGGCCACCGGUGCAGCCACCGUUACCAUCUCCCCAGCACAACUCCAGGAGCCCUCGGGAGGUCCCUUCCCCCCGAGCCCUGAAGACUCCAGUGGUCAAGAAGCCAGAGCUGCCCGCUAAACUCUCCCCGCAGCCCACUCCUGGUCGAAAGCGGAGCCUCGGGGUCUCUGAUGAGGAAGAAACAGAGGAAGAGGCUGAGAAGAGGAAGGAGAGGUCCAAGAGGGGCAAGUUUGCUGUGAAGGAGGAAAAGAAGGACUUGAAUGAGCUCUCAGACAGUUCUGGGGAAGAGGACUCAGCUGACCUCAAGAGCACUCAGAAAGAUAAAGGGCUGCAUGUGGAGGUGCAUGUGAAUAGGGAGUGGUACACAGGCCAUGUCACAGCUGUGGAGGUGGGCAAGAAUGUGGUGCGGUGCAAGGUGAAAUUUGACUAUGUGCCCACGGACACACCACCAAGAGACCGCUGGGUGGAGAGAGGCAGCGAGGACGUGCAGUUGAUGAAGCCCCCGUCCCCAGAGUAUCAGAGCCUGGACACACGUCAGGAGGGCAGGGAAGAGGUGGUGGUGGCGGCGGCCCCAGCAGGGGAUUCGGUAGCCCAGCAAGCUGUAGCCACGGCAGAGCCCUCCACCUCGGACUGCAUCCCCAUAAAACCUGACACCACCGCCCCCAGCACCAACCACGAGACCAUUGACCUCCUCGUCCAGAUUCUUCGGAAUUGUUUACAGUACUUCCUGCCUCCAAGUUUCCCCAUCUCUAAGAAGGAGCUGAGUGCUAUGAAUUCAGAUGAGCUGAUAUCGUUUCCUCUGAAAGAGUACUUCAAGCAAUAUGAAGUCGGGCUGCAGAACCUGUGCCAUUCCUACCAGAGCCGCGCCAACUCGUGGGCCAAGGCCUCUGAGGAGAGCCUGCGCGCCUCCGAGAGAAAGCUGCGUGAGACGGAGGAGAAGCUGCAGAAGCUGAGGACCAACAUGGUGGCACUCCUGCAAAAGGACAUAGACAUUAACACAGGCGACGAGCUGGAUGCCUACAUCGAGGACCUGAUCACCAAGGGGGACUAG